Medioppia subpectinata is the source of this 1731-nucleotide messenger RNA. NCBI's taxonomy places the organism in Eukaryota, Metazoa, Arthropoda, Arachnida, Sarcoptiformes, Oppiidae. The record is from the annotation of a GenBank genome assembly.
AUUAGAAUUAGUCCAAUAAGAUACCAUAAUUCAUUAAGAUUAUCCUAAAUAUCCUAAUAAACCUAAAGAUCCUAUAAAACACAUUAUUUAAAGCCGAACUAUAAUUAAAAAUAUUCUAAAAUUAAUUAAAAAAUUAUUUAUAUUUCCAUUUGUAACUAUAGACUGAGGCUACAAGUGGUCUGACUUUGACCAUCGGUCAACUCAAACACCAGGCAAACAGUAUAGCCAUGGCUUUGAUCGGUCGGGGAGUGACUAAAGAGGAUGUAAUCGCGUUUUGCGGCCAAAAUUCGAUACAACACUUGGUGUUGAGAUUUAUGACCGCAUUUCUAGGCCUAACGUUCGUACCGUUGAGUCCGGGGUUUGGAAAGUAUGAGCUGAAGCACAUGUGUGAGUCGACCGGCGCCACGAUUGUCAUGAGCUCAGCGCAAGACUUUCAUAAAUUUGACUGGCUUUUGGACGAUCGUGGUAACUUGGCCAGCGCCGUGGUCAUUAAGCACGUGGUGAUUUUUGAUGGCAAACACGACACUCACGUCACGUUUGACACGUUGUUGGCUGAGGGGGGCGUCGGUCGCACAUUAAGCCGAUACCCGCACUUUGUCGUACACCCGGACACCGAUAUGUGUUUUCUAAUACAUACGUCGGGCACCACUGGGCCCUUGAAGUGCGCAAUGAUACCGCACCGGGCGGUCAUCUCGGCCUGUGGUGAAACGCGUUUAUUCAAUUAUGAUCGCAUCGAUGGUCAGGUGGUGUGCGCAACAGUGCACCCUUUCGGACACAUUAGUGGUACUUAUCUGAUACCAAUGCAAGUGCUAAAUGGUGUUCAUUGCAUACUGUUUGCCGAAUUGACUGAACAGAGUCUUAUGCGAGGCAUUGAAAAGUAUAACAUCAAUGUUUUGGCUGUGUUUCCAGAGAUGGCUCGCAAACUGAUCGAUGGCGAUUUGGUUGGCAAAUAUGAUAUGAGUAGCCUGAAAUGUAUUAACACGGGUGGCGCCGGUGUUCCCGGCAAUAUUGCCAAAGAGAUUAUUAAAAAGUAUGGCAUUUGGUUUAAAGAAGGUUACGGAAUGACCGAGCUCACGUGGGUGACAGACGGGUCUGAUCUCAAUGACGAGUUUAUACCGGGAAAUACUGGUAAUGUGUCGCCGGGUUGCGAAGUAAAGGUGAUUGACUUAAACACCGGUGAAAGUGUUGGGCCCAACCAAGAUGGUGAGAUAUGUGUGCGUGGUGAGAAACUAUUCGCUGGUUAUCUUAAUAAUGAAAUGGCAACGAAAGCGGCCAUUAAUAGGGACGGGUGGUAUCGGACGGGCGAUAUCGGGCGCUACGACGAUAGGGAGCGUAUAUUCAUCACCGAUAGACUCAAAGAUGUGUUUCACGUAGUCGUUAACAACCACUAUAUGAACGUAUCUCCCGUUGAGAUCGAGCAACACUUACUGACCCACCCGUCCAUCGCUGAAGUGGCUGUUGUGGGCGUGAAUAACAAAGCGGGCACUCAAUGGCCCCGGGCUUAUGUAGUUCUCAAAGCUAAUGUGUCUAAUAUUACGGGCACACAAAUUGAUGAAUAUGUUUCAGACACUUUGGCCGACUAUAAGCGACUGAAGGCAGGCGUUGUGUUCAUCGAUGCCAUCAAACGAACUGAAAGCGAAAAAGUCGACCGAAAAUACUACCGGUCUUUGGUUAAGGACGAAGUGCUUGACUAUUAGUACACUUUUAAUUUUAUUGUGACUUUACAAACAA